AUGUCGAGCUACUUCAGCAAUUUCUCAUUGAACAAGUUUACUGAUACAAUCAGUAAUGCCGCUCACAAAACCCAGGAUACUUUAAGCAAUGCUAUUUCCAACAUUCAAUUGGAUGACCCACAAGCUAUCUUGUCGCUAAAGGCCAGGAAACACCAUCUUCAAGAGAGUUUGGGAACGAUAGAGGACAUCAGUAAGCUCCCACCUCAGUAUCAACUCUUGGAGAAAAAAUGCGACGCACUCGAAAAAACCUGUAGACGAAUGCUGCUGGUGACCAAAACCUUUGAAGUCGAGGGCUACGACUAUCCACCUAACCUGAGCGAAAGCAUUUCAGAUUUCUGGUCCUCCAACAAAGACGGCUUGUUCGCGUUUGUUAACUCUGGAAGUAAAAAGGGGUCAAAGUCGGAAACCGUUGACAAGGUUUCGGACGCGGAUGCUGCGACGCCUGCAUCUUUUUCCCAAGCCAUCUCCAAGGCUGCUAAAGACUCGCGUAAAGUUUUGAAGGGUUUGAGAGACGAGGAGAUUAAAGAUUCGGUAGUAGAAGAUGACGAGGGAGAAGAAGAAGAAGAAGAUCUUUCUGCGUUGAUUAAGAUGUUCGAAUUGUGGUCUCAGUGCGAGCACAAAUUGGAUCAGGGAAAAGCCGAAAUGGAUGCUUUGAUGGCUAAAGAGUUCAACUACAAACUUUCAAACUUGGUGGACGACAAGUUUAAAAAUGCUCAAACCCUACGUAAGAAGGUCGAGGGCUCGAGGCUCAAAUUCGACACCAUGCGCUACGAAGUCAAACUGAAAGAACAAAAAACUGUUAACGGGGCAGAAAAAGAUUCAGAGAAUAGUGCUGACAAGUUUUCAGCCGCUGCACGAGCUGGAGAAUUGGACUCUGUGACUCAAACUGAGGCAACAGCCACGUCAGAUGCUGAAGAGCCUCAGAAGCCAGAAACCGCCAAGACGGAGGAGCCAACUGCUGGUUUUGAAAGUGAAGAGCAGGAACUUUUGGAGAAACUGGAAGACGAGUUUGUUUCUAACACUACCGAGGCCGUAGAGGUCAUGGGGGAAAUUACCGAUAGCGCCGAGCUGAUCAACUUGGUCAAGUUGUUCCACAACUUCAAGCUCAUUUACCACAAACAGUGCGUCAAGGACCUGGAAAAUAGUCUGCACGAAUUGAAUGAGCUGGAAACGGAGGAUGAUUAG
Lachancea meyersii CBS 8951 is the source of this 1185-nucleotide messenger RNA. NCBI's taxonomy places the organism in Eukaryota, Fungi, Ascomycota, Saccharomycetes, Saccharomycetales, Saccharomycetaceae. The record is from the annotation of a GenBank genome assembly.